ACAAAAUUAUUUAACCUAUUGGGAAGGUUAUUUAGAAUAAAUUACUUGCCUUUUUAGAUUAUAGGUAAACUUUUACAUUAAAAAAUGAGUGUUUCACAUAGAUUUUAGGCAGUUCUAAUUCAACUUAAAGAUCAUUUAGUUUCAAAUGUGCAACCAACUGGAUCUGUCGGAAUCUGUCAAAAAUUACGCGAAUAUUUUGAGAAUUACGAAAAUAACAUAAUGUUCUCGCACAAUGAAUGAAAAUGAUAACAUUGUCUGCACUCCAAAGCGUAACGUACUCACAGAAGUAACCAACUCUACAAAUAAUGUUUCUCCGACUGCUAACCUCAAGUUGUUGACCACUGUCGCUUUGCAAGAAAACGCUGUUGGAAACUUUAAUGCAGUUCAAUAUCCGACACCACCAUCAAGCGCUGUUCAUCGCAAAGAGAAAUCGUUACAAAUAUUAUGCGACAGAUUUCUCGAACUUUACCCUCUUCAUUCAAAUGGAACGAUUGAAAUUCAGCUGGAUUGUACAGCAGCAAGAUUAGGCGUAGAAAAAAGACGAAUGUAUGACAUAAUCAAUAUUCUAGAAGCUAUGCAGUGUGCUGUCCACAAGAGGAAAAAUACAUAUCUCUGGUAUGGUGGAUCAAGACUGAAUGCCUUCUUAAAAAUGCUGAAGAAAGAAGGAGAAAAUCUUAAAUUAUCAGAUGCAUUGAGAGGCAAAGCUCCCAAACCCCCUGCUCCAAAACAUAAAACACUUGGUGUUAUGGCCCAAAGGUUCCUCAUGUUAUUCUUAGUGGAACCACAGAAUACGCUUAUAAAUUUAGAAAUGGCUGUAAGAGUGUUAAUUGAUACAAAUAAUAAGAACAGAACCAUUCUCUCGCCUGAUCAGCAAGAUAGACAGCACAAAUCCAAAGUGAGGAGGCUUUAUGAUAUAGCUAAUGUAUUUAUAUCAGUUGGUCUCAUUGAGAAAGUUUCUGGAAAUUCUAUUUUAAAGAAACCCGUAUUCAAAUAUGUUGGACCGUUUAAAGUGAAAAAACCUAUUGAAGUAAUCCUUUAUACACCUCCCAUCACACCAUUGAGCAUGUUGGAGCAACAAACACAUAAUCAUAUUUUAAUGGGUAAGUCUAAAAGAAAACUUGAGUUUACUGCUCCAAAUACCUCUAAAGAAAUUAAACUAACUGUCAACACAACAAUGGACACACCAUCACACAAAUGGAAUGAUAUAUUACUUGUGGCAGAUAUGGAACUGACCAAAAUGAAAUGUGGCAAAAUUUUGUGAUUUAUAUUGAUAGCUAAUAAACCUAGUAUAAUAUAUUAAAAAGACCUAGGAUUGUCCAAAUCAAAGGUUUUGAAUAUCAUUUGUUCAGACUGACUUAUUUAUAUAUGAAGUCAUAUUUUUAAUACACUUUGUCUUCCUGGGGUGUCUAUUUAUUAUAAUUGACACUAUAAUUAUAAUAGAAUUAUAACUAUGAAGAUUUGUGGCAGAAACUAUUGCUUCAGUAAUUCUCAUGCUUUUAUGUAUUAUUUUAUUGAUUAUAUUUUGCAAGAGAAGAAUAUAUAACUUUUUUAAUGAAUGCUUUGAGAUCUUAUAAGUUUUGUUAAAAGCUUAAUAUUUCCAGUGUUGUUGCAAUAGUGAUAGUUGGAACUUGCUGUAUUGAAGGAUUAUCUUUGUCCAAUAUUAUUGAUAAUUAAAAAGGUUGUUAUAUUUAAUAGAUUCCAAAACCAUCAAUUUAUAGGGCAUUAGUUACUGAAUGAAUAU
Messenger RNA from Diatraea saccharalis (sugarcane borer), 1741 nucleotides. The record is from the annotation of a GenBank genome assembly. NCBI's taxonomy places the organism in Eukaryota, Metazoa, Arthropoda, Insecta, Lepidoptera, Crambidae.